Molecule: messenger RNA, 1456 nt
Organism: Dryobates pubescens (Downy woodpecker)
Lineage: Eukaryota; Metazoa; Chordata; Aves; Piciformes; Picidae
Gene: YJU2
Product: YJU2 splicing factor homolog
Exons: 8
Coding region: 32-997 (321 amino acids)
Biological process (GO): mRNA splicing, via spliceosome
Cellular component (GO): U2-type catalytic step 1 spliceosome
Source: RefSeq, a predicted model, not a curated record
GAAGCGCCGGUGGCCGGGGAAGGUUGCAGCCAUGUCGGAGCGGAAAGUGUUGAACAAAUACUACCCUCCAGACUUCGACCCAGCUAAGAUCCCCAAGCUCAAGCUCCCCAAGGAUCGGCAGUAUGUGGUGCGGCUCAUGGCCCCCUUCAACAUGCGCUGCAAGACCUGUGGGGAGUACAUCUACAAGGGGAAGAAGUUCAAUGCCCGGAAGGAGACAGUGCAGAACGAGGUCUACCUGGGGCUCCCCAUCUUCCGCUUCUACAUCAAGUGCACUCGCUGCCUGGCAGAGAUCACCUUCAAGACAGACCCAGAGAACACAGACUACACCAUGGAGCACGGCGCCACCCGCAACUUCCAGGCGGAGAAGCUCCUGGAGGAAGAGGAGAAGAGGAUGCAGAAGGAGAGGGAAGAGGAAGAGCUCAACAAUCCCAUGAAGGUGCUGGAGAACAGAACCAAGGACUCCAAGCUGGAGAUGGAGGUCCUGGAGAACCUGCAGGAGCUGAAGGAGCUCAACCAGCGCCAGGCAAAUGUGGACUUUGAGGCCAUGCUGAGGCAGUACCAGGAGCAUGAGGAGGAGCAGAGGCUCAGGGAGCAGCAGGAGGAUGAGGAGGAGCUGAGAGCCAUGCUGGAGCAGGCCCAGAACAGGAGGCUGCUGGUGGACUCUGACUCUGAUGAGGAGCCUGCAAGGUCACACCUGAGGCCUGUGGGCAAAACUAAACCUACAGACAUCCUGCAGGAGGAGCCUCAGCCCCAGAGUAAGAAGCUGAAGACGGAGAGCUGGGAGCGCAGUGUGGGCAAGCUGAGCAGCAAGGCCCAGCUGGCAGGGCUGGUGGCAGUGAAGAGGCCAAAGCCAGGCCCUGCCCUGCCCAAUGGCACAGGGAAGCAGAGCACCACAGCCAGCACUGGCUCCUUCCCCACAGGCACCACCAGCACCUCCUCCUCCUCCCUGGGCUUGCUGGGGGCAUAUUCAGACAGUGAGGACAGCAGCAGUGACUGAGGAGCCGCCAGGCCAGGCCAGAGCUCGGAGCACAGGGCUGGCCCCAGCCCCAGCUGGCAGCAGAUGCUCUCCAGAGCCCCACAUGGAGCUGGCAUCAAAGCCCUCAGGGUCUGCAGACCAUCUGGAGCCCUUCACCUGCCCAGCCUGGGGGAGUGCAGCCACCCCCCAGCAGCUGAAGCACCACCAGCAGACAGAAGCCUGACAGCUCCUCACAGGACUUCACAUCACUGCUGCCUGGCACUGUCCUGGGCUGGCUGUGCCCAGCCCCAGCUUCCAGCCAGGCCCAGCCCUGCACCUGGAAUGUGUUUGGAGCUACUGGGCCUGGCCAGGAGGGUGGAGGUCUCCAUUCUGCCCUCAGCCCCACACUGAUGGUGCCUGGGCCAGGGGCUGGGACUCACUGACCCUCCCACAGCAAACCAGGCACUGCAGAGCCUCCCUUCCCUCAGCACCACUCUGUGC